Molecule: messenger RNA, 3484 nt
Organism: Eufriesea mexicana
Lineage: Eukaryota; Metazoa; Arthropoda; Insecta; Hymenoptera; Apidae
Gene: nau
Product: myogenic-determination protein nautilus
Exons: 5
Coding region: 861-1946 (361 amino acids)
Biological process (GO): positive regulation of myoblast differentiation; muscle organ development; regulation of transcription by RNA polymerase II
Molecular function (GO): DNA-binding transcription factor activity, RNA polymerase II-specific; protein dimerization activity; RNA polymerase II cis-regulatory region sequence-specific DNA binding
Source: RefSeq, a predicted model, not a curated record
GAACGUGGUCCGAAGCGCGAGUAAGAGCGUGAGCGCGAACGCGAGCGUGGCCGCUUACGAUCGCCUACGAAAGUCGACGAGCGUGUACGAGAGCUUGCGGCCCGCAUUCGUGCACGUUUCAGGGCCACGCGUCGCGGCCGGCUCCCGGAAAGACCGCCGACUUCGAUCUUCGUCGAGACUUUGCUUUCGCUUCGUUUUCAUCUUUCGCUCGAAUUUCGCUUCUCUCGCCAAUCACCGAUUUUAUACCACGUCUUACGUUUCGUCACCUUUCUCUUCCUCUCCCUCUCCCUCUCAGUCACUCUCUCUCUCUAUCUCUCUCUCUUCCUCCGAUAACGACAACGACGACAACGACGACAACGCGUCCCGUUUCGUCGACGUGCAUUCCUGUGUCUCAACUCUGGUUUCCAACUUGGAAAGAUUCGACGACCUCGGCCAGAUAGGUCGAUCGUUGGAUUGAUCGGUUGGUCGUGCUGUCUAUUCUCCUGUCGAUCGGUCGAUCGAUACAUGGAUGGACGGAUGGAUGGAUAGACAGAUAGGUAGGUCACGAAUGAGAACGGAAAUGGAAACCGGAACGCAAACGUCGCUCGCGUUGCUCGCGAUCGUUUAUCGCGGAACGCGGUAUUCGGUAUGAAAAUCGAUCGAAUCGCCGCGUGUCACGAAUCUCGUUUGAAAAGAACAUCAUCGCCGCUAAUAGCAUUGAAGAUCAUCGUAUCACUCGAUUCGAAGCGGAAAGAGGAGCGGGACAAAAACGAGAAGCGAAGAAAGUGAAAAACGAAGCAAAAGAAGAAGAAGAAGAAGGAGAAGAAGAAAAAACUUAGCACGCAGGAAAGAUUUCCGUUCGCGUGUUCCACGAGCAAACGAUGACUCUCGUGACAGACACGGUGUCUUAUACGUGUCAACCGGUCGGUAGACAGCCUUACGACGUUUAUCGCCAUCAUCACCUACAACUACGGCACCACCAUCAUCAUCAUCAUCACCAUCUUCAUCGUUAUUAUCACCAUCGGCAUCAUCAUCACUAUUAUCAUCAUCAUCAUCGUCGGCGACGGGGUGUAUACGCGACCACCGAUGAUCCGUCGGUCGAUUGUCUGCAAGGAUACCUGUCGUCCGAAGGAAACCUGGACGAAGAAACGAGAAGCGGAGCGAUCGAGUCAGCUGAGAACGACUCGGCAUUAGGAUCGACGAAUUCACAGCGUUAUCGGUCGGGAUUAUCACGAUACGCGGUGGACUCGGACGACGCGUCGUCGCUCGUGUCGGUGGACGCUUCGGCCGAUCUCGAGUCCGGUUCGCUCGAGGCGGAAGAAAGCAACGAGGGUAACGAAUCAAACGAACCCAACGAUUCCAACGAACCCAACGAACCCAACGAAAAGAGCAACGAGUCGAAUGAGAGCGAAUCGCACCAACAUGUGCCUCACCCUCACGCCACUCUGGAUACCGGCACCUCCGCGCACGGACCACGCCGAUGCCUGCUCUGGGCUUGCAAAGCCUGUAAAAAGAAAACCGUCACCGUCGAUCGAAGGAAAGCUGCUACUUUACGUGAAAGGAGACGCUUGAGAAAGGUGAACGAGGCAUUCGAGGUGUUGAAGAGGAGAACCAGCAACAAUCCUAACCAACGGUUACCAAAAGUGGAGAUUCUACGAAACGCGAUCGAGUACAUCGAAGGUCUGGAAGCUUUGCUGCAGAGCAACAGAUCCUCGGUAGCUCAGGAUCAUGGUUCGAUCGAGAGUACGACGGACGCAUCUUCUCCGCGAUACGUGACGGAAAGGCUGAGACAGUUCUCGGACCCUCUGGCAAGGUUUCAACCCAUCAACGGAUUCGAAGGCACGAUGGAAUCGCAGUCGUCUCAGCUGAGCGGGAGCAGCUUGGAUCGCCUCAACAUGAUCGUCCAGAGCAUCAACGGGCCGACUCGUGGUAACACCGAUACUCUUCGAUACGUUUCGCACCAAUGACACCCGACACGGAUGUAGCUUUCCACGAGACACAUCCAAGGACCGAAGAAUACUUCUCGAUUGUUCCUCGACCCACCGUUGAACGCCGUCAUCGAGUGGAUAGCAAGUUCCUAAAAUAUAUCGACGAAUGUUUGUCUUUCUUUUCUCUAAUCUUGCUUAACGAUCGUUUUCUUUCCAAAUAACUUCGACAUCGAUAUCGCCCGACGAGUAAAUUUCAAUUUUACGUACUGAAAUAUGCUCGCGCGGCAUUCGCUAAUCGUUUCUUACCAACCGCGUAAACGAAUCCAAUGAAUAUGCCGACGAGCGAGCGAGCGUAUUUUUAUUCCGCGAUUUCGGUGUGUUUCCAUUCGAUUCGAAGCGCGUCGUAUCGGUUUUGUGUCUGUGUAUAAAUAUACGUAUAUACGCGCAUACAUGCAUAUAUAUAGAUUUAUAAAUGCAAUACACCGUAAUAAAAGAUAUCGAAAUAUGUCAAACCUCGUAUCAAAAUAUGUAUCCUUGUUCGAGCCAUCUUUCUUGCUAACUUUUACAGUAUUGUCGUUGGACUUACUUAUCGACGGCGAAGCUGCAUCCGCCAUCUCGUGUCAAUAGAAAUUUUUCAGCCACUAGGUAGAAACAAAAGAACUGCUAUUCCCGCACAAGCGAGGUUAACUCAUCGGCAAAUGUUAAAUCGUAGGAAAUGUUAAAUCGUUCGAUACCGUUCGAACGUUAAAACGUAUAUACGAAUGUUCAUAUGUAUAUACCGUCUAGCCCGUAGACAUAUCCCUGCUCUCUUUUUCUUCUGUUCAGUUCUCUCGAGCUACGAUGACGAUACACGCGGUUCUUCGCUCGGGCGAAGGAGGCAGCUGGACUCAUGCGCGAUUUAUGAACGUAUCUUCGAAAACCUGCCAGUCAGCACGUCCAAAGAACCUAAUCCCGGAAACGGUGGAAAUCGGAGACUACUUUUAAGCAGAUAAACUGGAUAGCUUGUAAAAUUGAGCUAUCAACGUGUUCGUUCUCUCGCAAUAUCGGCACGUAUUCAAAACAUCCUGUAAAACGUGUCCCCUGAAAUACACAUCUGUCCUCCUUCUUUGGCAUUCCCCCUUGUUUUCCCACUGAACGCUUAAAAGAACUUAAAAGCCCAACGCCACACGCCUACAUCGUCCUUCCCUCGUAGCUGUCUCUCGAAAAAAGAUCGUCACGAUUUUUCUCCUUUUCUAUAUCUCCCUCUCCCUUCCUUAUCCUCCAUCCACACACAAAGUCGUCCUCCUUCUGUCCUUCUAUACUUUCUAGCACCACGUGUAUCGUGUAUAUUGCUUUCAAUUCGCACGUAAUAUCGGCAAAUUUGAAAAAAUUACACAUUCAUCGUAUACCUUUCCAUCAAUUACCGUUUUCGUCGAGCAAUUGUCGUCCAACGCCUAUCAACCACUCGUUAUCUCGAUUAGUCCAUUCCAGACGCUAUCGAUCUGGUUCGACUUUUAUCCGCCCAGAUAUCGUUUGUCCACUUUGUCGUUCGGAUCGAUGUUUCUUUCUUGUCAAACGACUCUUGAUUUCUCACGAAA